Candidula unifasciata is the source of this 640-nucleotide messenger RNA. The record is from the annotation of a GenBank genome assembly. NCBI's taxonomy places the organism in Eukaryota, Metazoa, Mollusca, Gastropoda, Stylommatophora, Geomitridae.
AUGGCGGCGUCUAGGGAAGUACGAUUGCUACGGUCAUGUUUAUGUUACUUGUUUACUUGCCUAAUAGUAACAGAUUCGAUCAAUUUGGAUGCUAAGUUUUCUGUUAUUAAGAGAGGAAAUACAAACAGUGCAAACACUUAUUUUGGAUUUUCAGUUGCACAGCACCAGGUUUUAAGUGAACCGGUUACCCCAGCAAGCACAGUUAUAGAAAAUGUCCUUCUUGUUGGUGCCCCAAAAGAAAGCAGACUGUUAGGCAAUAGAAAAACUGGUGGUGUAUUGUACCGAUGUAAUGUCAGAGAUGGGACUGAGUCAUGUCAGACGAUUGAAGAUGGCACAUCAACUCCCCCUACUGAUUCUGAACUGGUAGAUGACCAGUGGCUGGGUGUGACAGUAGCCUCACAAGGUUCUGGCAAGAAGGCUGUGGCGUGCGCCCAUCGAUACGUGAAAAACAAUGCAGCACUUGGUAUCUGUUAUACUUUUAUGCAAACAUUGGACUUCGAUAGCAUAUUUAUUCCAUGUAAUAGAUUGUCUCAUAGACAUUAUUUGCAAGAUUUUGGGCUGUGUCAAGCAGGCUUGUCAGCAGUGAUUGGUCAGGAUGAUGCUUUUGUCAUGGGCGCACCAGGCUCCGUUUUAUGGCAAG